Cyphellophora attinorum is the source of this 597-nucleotide messenger RNA. RefSeq lists its product as uncharacterized. The record is from RefSeq and is a predicted model, not a curated record. Bases 1 to 597 code for a protein of 198 amino acids. The transcript has 2 exons. NCBI's taxonomy places the organism in Eukaryota, Fungi, Ascomycota, Eurotiomycetes, Chaetothyriales, Cyphellophoraceae.
AUGAAGGUCACAGCAACCAUCGCCGGCCUCGUAGCCCUCACAUCCGUCGCCUCUGCAUUCCCCUUUGGCGGCGGCAGCGGCGGCAAGGGCGACAAGGAGUGGAAAGACUUCAAGGACUAUCCAAAGGGCUUCCCUUUCAAGUUCACCAGCAUCUACCAAGUUACGGCCACUCCCGACCAGGUAGUCAAUGCCAACAACACCGUGACGCCAGGCGAGCCAGGUGCCGUCGGUUACUACAACUACGGCAUCAACAGCGAGCUUGAUCUGAUCUGCUGGUACAUCACCCUGAAGGGCGUCACCGGCCCCUACCAAUCGCCCGCUCGUACUGCUACACACAUCCAUCAAGCAGUCAAAGGCCGCAUCGGCCCUCCCCGAAUCGCCCUCACUAAUCCCGAGCCCGCCAACUCGACCGCUUCAGUCGACAAGAUCAGCGUCGGGUGCCAAAGAGGUCCUUUCACUACUGGCAUCCUCGCCAAUGGCACAGACACAGGUACUGGCUUCAUGGUGAAGCAGAUCGAGGAGAAUCCGAGUGGGUUCUUCACGGACGCGCAUACUGUUAGCUAUCCAGCUGGUGUGGUUAGGGGACAAUUGGCUUAG